AGGUUCAUGAUGGCGACUCUGAGAAGUUUCCUGCUGCUUUUCUUGUUCUCCAUGGUAAAUGCAGAAGGCCAAGAUGACAAAUGCCCCUGUGGAUGGCAAAAUUCUGGUUCUCGAUGCUAUAAGUUUUUCUCCACAUCUGUUACCUGGAACACCGCAGAGAAAAACUGUCAAAGUCUUGGUGCAAAUCUCGCCUCUGUGCAUAAAAAAGACGACAACGUUUUUCUUUUAAGUCUGGUGCCUGCUUCCACACGCUGCUGGAUUGGUGGUCAUGGUGGUGAACAAGAUGGACAGUGGUUGUGGACUGAUGGAUCUGAGUUUAGUUAUACCAACUGGUGCUCAGGAGAGCCUAGUAAGGGGAACGAAAACUGCUUGGAGAUCAAUUGGACAUCAAAGCGUUGCUGGAACAAUCAAGGCUGUUCAACCUCCAUGGGCUAUUUGUGCGCUAUUCCUGCCGCUAAUUUCCUUCACCUGUGUCGAUGGUUCAUGAUGGUGAGGCUGAGAAGUCUUCUGCUGCUUUUCUUCAUGUUCUCUAUGGGGAAUGCUGCAGACUUGGAUGAGAAAUGCCCCUGUGGGUGGAGAAACUCUGGAUCUCGAUGCCUUAAGUUUUUCUCCACGUCUGUUAGUUGGGUCACAGCAGAGAAAAACUGUCAAAGUCUUGGUGCAAAUCUUGCUUCUGUGCAUAACAAAGUGGAAAAUGACUUUCUGCUGAGUCUGGUGGCCAGUGAUUCCACACGUUGCUGGAUUGGUGGCUAUGAUGCUGAAGAUGAAGCGAGCUGGUUUUGGUCUGAUGGAUCUCCAUUUGAUUAUACCAACUGGUGUUCUGGAGAGCCUAACAACAAGAAUACGGAGCACUGCUUAGAGAUCAACUGGACAGCGAACCACUGCUGGAAUAAUACACCUUGUUCAAGUACACACGGCUAUAUUUGUGCCAGAAAACUGUGAUUUGAUGCCUGUGGUGUGCAGUCAUGAUUGGGAUCAUUUCAGAUUCUAUUCUCAUCAGCUCUGAACUGCUUCAAUA
Molecule: messenger RNA, 1018 nt
Organism: Danio aesculapii
Lineage: Eukaryota; Metazoa; Chordata; Actinopteri; Cypriniformes; Danionidae
Product: macrophage mannose receptor 1-like
Exons: 11
Coding region: 7-942 (311 amino acids)
Molecular function (GO): signaling receptor activity
Source: RefSeq, a predicted model, not a curated record